Messenger RNA from Drosophila nasuta, 2172 nucleotides. It is a transcript of the gene FoxP, whose product is annotated as forkhead box transcription factor P. The record is from RefSeq and is a predicted model, not a curated record. Gene Ontology annotation, cellular component: nucleus. Gene Ontology annotation, biological process: regulation of transcription by RNA polymerase II. The coding region runs from base 117 to 1745 and encodes 542 amino acids. The transcript has 8 exons. Gene Ontology annotation, molecular function: DNA-binding transcription factor activity, RNA polymerase II-specific; RNA polymerase II cis-regulatory region sequence-specific DNA binding. NCBI's taxonomy places the organism in Eukaryota, Metazoa, Arthropoda, Insecta, Diptera, Drosophilidae.
UCGGUUACACUGCCUCUUGCCAAUUGUUCUCUGCAAAAACAGCAAAAUUAUUUACGUUUGAUUAAGAAAAUUUGUGAAUAGUUUAGUUUUAAAAACGUUUGCAUAUAUCAUUCAAUAUGCUUCGGAUUCCUGAAGAAGAGUAUCCAGAAGACAAUAAAGCGUCUCCCCAAAUUGAAAAAUUGCAUCCGAAAGAUGCUCCUGGAAAGUCGCGAUACCACAUGCCAUUAUCGCCCGAUAUCUGUUCGGAUCCGAUUAAGAACAGCUGUUUUCCAAAAGCUGGUUUUCUAAAUAAUGCAAUGCCCUACGCUGCCCAUGUCAUAAAGUCAAGCUCACCUGCUUCAAGCACAGGAGAAUCAGUAUUUGCCCCAGAGUUUGCCAGCCAAAUGCAAAUGGCUCAGAACCAACAAAUGCAUGCGAUGGCGCCUGGUGGUGACAUUAACUUUUACAGCUUUCCGGAUUUCAUUUCUGAUCAAGAGAAGAAUAUUUUGUCAGACACUGAAAAGCUGCUAAGGUCAAAAGAGAAUGAUAUGUACAGCAAUGAAUAUAAUCAUAUACACGAUGUGUUUGCUGUGCGCAAAUAUUAUCAUCCUUUAUUUGCUCAUGGCAUUUGCCGCUGGCCAGGUUGCGAAAUGGAUUUGGAAGACAUAGCUUCUUUUGUCAAGCAUCUGAAUUCGGAGCAUGGAUUAGAUGAUCGGUCCACAGCUCAAGCUCGUGUGCAAAUGCAAGUUGUUUCUCAAUUGGAAUCUCAUCUACAAAAAGAAAGAGAUCGACUACAAGCUAUGAUGCAUCAUCUCUACCUGUCCAAACAGCUGUUAUCCCCAACAAAAACAGAUAGAAAGGAUGUAACUGCGGCAGAUAUUAAUUUCUGCGGUGGAACUGCACCGAUUGUGAUAAAUAAUGUAGCUCGAAAUCUGUAUAGGUCACAUUCUCCUAAUUCGGUUAAUCUGCCCAUGGUUAACUCAACUAACAUAUCCACAAUGAAGAAAAGAAACCACGAGAAAAGUACUUUCUCAGUAACGGGUGGUCUACCUUAUAUGCUAGAGAGGGCAGGACUUGAUGUUCAACAUGAAAUACAACGGAAUAGAGAAUUUUAUAAAAAUGCUGAUGUUCGUCCUCCAUUUACGUAUGCUUCGCUUAUCAGACAAGCUAUAAUUGACUCUCCUGAUAAACAGUUGACCCUGAAUGAAAUAUACAAUUGGUUCCAGAAUACAUUUUGCUAUUUCCGGAGAAAUGCUGCCACUUGGAAGAAUGCAAUUCGAACAAAUUUAUCUUUGCAUAAGUGUUUUGUACGGUAUGAAGAUGACUUUGGUUCUUUUUGGAUGGUUGAUGAUAAUGAAUUCAUUAAACGGCGUCAUUUGUCCCGAGGUCGUCCUCGUAAGUACGAGACGUCCUCGUCGCCAAAUUCAAAUCAAUCGGAAGGCAUCAUUCCCAUUGAUAAACACUCUUGUGAUAAUUGCAGUCAGAAUUGCCCAAAUAUGAUUGGCGAGCCGGACAAUCGAAUUGAGUUGAACGAUGUCAACGAAACCAGCGAACAGAAUAUGUUUAACUUCAACUGUGGAAGUCGAACCAAGAAAGAAAAGAAGCACGAUGAAGAGAGUAGUUUAUAUGCGAGUGACUGCUUAAAUAAGAAUUCCAAAUCAAUGAAGAGUUCCGAGACAUUGGUAUCCGUGUCUAAUGACUUUAUCAAUAUCGAUGAUACUUCAUCCACAAUUUUUCAAAGAAAUGUCAAUAAUUUAUACCAUUAAUGAGAGUACUCUUUGUAUACUUAGAAUAUGCAUUGCUGUUUAUUUGAGGGGGGAAUGAUAAUGUUUGAGAUUUAAUACGAAUUUGAUUCAUUCAGUUGGAUUCGACACAUUCCAACUACAAUUAAGAGCUAUCAUUUAGUUAAGUGUAAGUAGAUGAAAACUCAAACCUAUUAUUGUAUAUUUUCUUUUUAAUUUGAGCCAUUAACUUAUUCCUAAUAAACAUUGUCAUACAAAUCAUCAAUAUAACGAAGCACAUAAUUUGUAAUUUAAUUUUCAAGUUUUGAGUCCAUUAUACUUUGACUAACUAUGUGACUAAUAAUCUUCAGAAAAUGUGAAUUGCUAAAACCCUUUUAAAAACGUUUCUUCAAAGACAAUAAAAACUAAAAACUUUUAAUUUAGAAUUAAAGCAAACUUCAUCAAAAGUCAG